UCUCGUUUCAAAUUUAAUCGAUUCCAGCACGCUGCGAUUUUUUUUUCAAGAUGCAAAUUUUCGUUAAAACACUCACUGGUAAGACCAUCACCCUCGAGGUGGAAAGUUCUGAUACCAUCGACAAUGUAAAGGCCAAGAUUCAAGACAAGGAAGGAAUCCCACCAGACCAACAGAGAUUGAUCUUUGCUGGUAAACAGCUGGAGGAUGGCCGUACUCUUGCCGACUAUAACAUCCAGAAGGAAUCCACACUCCACUUGGUCCUUCGUUUGAGAGGUGGAAUGCAAAUUUUUGUUAAGACCCUCACAGGAAAGACCAUCACAUUGGAGGUGGAGAGUUCAGAUACCAUUGACAAUGUCAAGGCUAAGAUUCAGGACAAGGAGGGUAUCCCCCCAGACCAGCAGAGGUUGAUCUUUGCUGGUAAGCAACUCGAGGAUGGCCGCACCUUGGCUGAUUACAACAUCCAAAAGGAAUCCACACUCCACUUGGUCCUUCGAUUGAGGGGUGGUAUGCAAAUAUUCGUCAAGACCCUCACGGGAAAGACCAUUACAUUGGAGGUGGAGAGUUCAGAUACCAUUGACAAUGUCAAGGCUAAGAUUCAGGACAAGGAGGGUAUCCCCCCAGACCAGCAGAGGUUGAUCUUUGCUGGUAAGCAACUCGAGGAUGGCCGCACCUUGGCUGAUUACAACAUCCAGAAGGAGUCCACCCUCCACUUGGUGCUUCGCCUUCGUGGUGGGAUGCAGAUUUUUGUGAAGACCCUGACUGGAAAGACCAUCACCCUGGAAGUCGAGAGCUCGGACACGAUUGAUAAUGUUAAGGCUAAGAUCCAGGAUAAGGAGGGAAUCCCCCCAGACCAGCAGAGGCUGAUCUUUGCUGGGAAGCAACUUGAAGAUGGGAGGACCCUUGCAGACUACAACAUCCAGAAGGAAUCAACUUUGCACCUUGUCCUUCGCCUCCGUGGUGGCUUUUAAGUAUGCAAUUAUGAAGUGGAAUCCAAUAUCAGUCCAGUUAUGUUUCUCGCGUCUUUAGUGGUUUAUGUUGAUGGUUUCUAUGCUUAUGUGAGCUUACUGCUAUGCAGUGGCAGCUUAUAAGUUUAAUAAAUUUCUUAAAGAACUUUCAUAGUU
Molecule: messenger RNA, 1121 nt
Organism: Hibiscus syriacus
Lineage: Eukaryota; Viridiplantae; Streptophyta; Magnoliopsida; Malvales; Malvaceae
Product: polyubiquitin
Exons: 2
Coding region: 51-968 (305 amino acids)
Biological process (GO): protein ubiquitination; modification-dependent protein catabolic process
Cellular component (GO): cytoplasm; nucleus
Molecular function (GO): protein tag activity; ubiquitin protein ligase binding
Source: RefSeq, a predicted model, not a curated record